UGCAUAAAUCUUGUGUAAAAUAUAUUAUAUAUGACAGAAAAUAAUUAAUAAAUGCUAAUUUCUGAUUGUGAAUUGCAGUGUAAAACGCAAUAAAUAAAUAAUAAAUAAAUAUAAAAUAAUUAUUGCAGUAUAUAGCGUUCCAACAAGUGCAUAAACAAAAGAAAAUAAAGAAAAUGUUUUAAAUAGAGACAAACAACAAAGCGAGAAAAACAAGAGACAACAAUAAGAGAUUAACGGAGGGAAGAAAAGUAUCAGCAAAAGCGUAAAGAUCAGUUGCAAAUCAUUUGUACAGCUAAAGAUACUUUUGACAGCUAUAGAUACUUUGCAAGCUAUAGAUACUUCUAGAGCGCUGGCUACAAAUAUAUUUGCCAUGAGCAUGCCUCAAGUGCGAGGCAGCAGCAAGGGUUGCUACCCGCUAAUGCUGCUGCUGCUGCUCCUGCUGGCCGAUCUGGGCUACGCCGAGGAGCAUCCGCAUCGCCACGCCCACAAUGGCACAACCAGUGCACCGGGCGGAGCUCGCGCCCGCCGCAAUCAUCCGCAGUCGCAGCGCUUGCAGCAGCUGCAAUGGGCACAGGCUGGCAACGGACUGGACGGACUGCAGCUGGGCAAUGGCUACCAUCACUUAAGGCACGAGCAGCACCUGCGGGCAGAGCUGGCGGGCAACGAGCAGAACCGGCAGCCGCCGUUGCCAGACCAGUUGCAGCUCGGCGGCCCAGGUGAACAGCAUCACUUGCGUCACCACAAUCGGCAUCAUGCUGCCUGGCAACAGCGCGUGUUUCCCGAGCUGCGGCGCCAGACGCUGAUGACGACCCCGGCAACGGCAACGGCAGCGGCUCCAUCGACCACAGUCGCGCCCGCCACUCAUGUGGUGACCGAUGCACCAGUGCAGCAUGCUGCACUUAAUGAUAGCAACAUUUAUUCUUCGAGGCGCUAUUUCGAUCGCGAUUCGAUUUCAACCGCCUGGAUGCAGGCGCGUUCGACGCGUGCGCCCAACUGGCAGCAGCAGCUCGUGGACAGCGAUGAGGAUGACAGCGCUGAUGAUGACGACGAUGAGGAUGAUGAUGAUGACGAGGAUUACGAUGACGAUGAGUUGGAUGAUCAAGCCGAUCAGGCGGUGAACGUGGCUGCCGAGCUGGCCAAGCAAAUGCCGCGCUACUCCUUCUUCAGCCAGAAGCUGCCGGACUUGAGUGCCAGCGAACAGGACUACGACUACGAUCAAUCCGAGGCGAAUGCACCCAACAGCAACAAUAACAACAAUAACAAGCAUCCAAAUGUGGCAGCUAAUCACCCCAAGGCAGCAGCCAAGCGCAACAUCUUCAAUUGGCUCUUCAAGCCCAGCAAGGAGAAGGUGCAGCUGCAGCUGAAGACCACGACGGCAAAGCCCAGCGCAGAUAGUUCAAGCCAGGAGCAGGUCUUCUCGAACGAGCAGUGGAACAAGAUCGAGCAUGAGCAUCAUCUGAAGCAGCAGCAGCAUCAGAAGGAACUACAGGCAUUGCGCGACAGCAUCAGAAACAGAAAUGCGCCGCUGAUAAGAAGCCGAGCCGUCGCUGGCAUUGAUAAUGAGGUAAGUGCAGCUGCGAAGUGCUUAGAAGACGCCAAUGUGCAUAAUGCGGACAACAAUAACAAUUUCGCACAUAAUCGCAUCGGCAGCCAAACUGCGCACAAGGAGAAGUUGCUGGGAACGCCGGAAGCUGUGCUCAAUGCUCGACGCGAGAGGGAGGAGGCCAAAGUCUUUGCAGCCAAGGCGAAUGCACACAUCGAAGAGGUAUUGAGGGAGCACUCUUGCCACUUGCCACAGAAGCGUUGCAUGAGCGCCGGACGCGACCCAUCGAAGAUCUACUUCCCCCACUGCACGUUCGUACACCGUUGCUCCGAGGACAGCGGCUGCUGCCACAGUCGCACCGAAAUCUGUGCCCCAAAGCGCACCCACAAAGUCGAAAAGUAUUUCUUUGUAAGUAUUACGAAUCGAAUUUGAAUUUCAAAUCAGCCU
Molecule: messenger RNA, 1990 nt
Organism: Drosophila navojoa
Lineage: Eukaryota; Metazoa; Arthropoda; Insecta; Diptera; Drosophilidae
Gene: Pvf3
Product: PDGF- and VEGF-related factor 3
Biological process (GO): hemocyte migration
Cellular component (GO): membrane
Molecular function (GO): growth factor activity
Source: RefSeq, a predicted model, not a curated record